AUGACAACAAGUGCAACAACACCUGCCGCACCGCCGGUCAAUGGCUUUACAAAUGGAAAUUCCACCCAACGUUCAAACGGUUAUCAUGAUGAGAAGGUCGAUGUAUGUGUUGUUGGUGCUGGGCCUGCGGGUCUAAUGCUUGGAUCUCUGCUUGCAAGAUUUGGUCAGAAUGUCGAACUCAUAGAUGAAAGGCCCGACCAGACGACAGUUGGCCGAGCUGACGGAAUCCAGCCCAAGUCCAUUGAGACUUUUCAGAUGCUCCGGAUAGGCGACGAGUUGCUUCGUACGGGAGUCAAAGUGCAUGACAUCUGCAUGUGGCAGAGCUCAAGUGAAGCCGACUUGCGCAGACUGAGCCGAUCGAUCCACUAUCCGGCCUCUGUCGUAGACCUGCUUCAGCCAUAUAUCCUUUUGUGCCAUCAGGGUAUGAUUGAGGUAAUUUUUAUCGAUGAUCUCCGGAAGAGUGGUGUGGAAGUAAAGCGAAGCCACAGCUUUCAAACAUACAGAGCCUUGGAAGAUGGAUCACUACAGAUCGAAUGUGAACAGCAUGAAAAGGGGCCGACUACAUUGCAUUCUGAGUAUCUUGUUGGAUGCGAUGGAGCCCGUUCUCGCGUACGAGGAAGUAUCCCAGACACGUACGCUCAGGGGACGCCGCAUACUUCAGUUUGGGGUGUUCUUGACGGUGAACUAGAGACCGAUUUUCCCGACAUUUGGAGCAAAACGGUUGUGUUCUCGGAAGAGCAUGGAUCCAUCCUCAUCAUUCCGCGAGAACGCAACAUGACGCGCUUUUACAUCGAGAUGAAGUCUUCAACAUCAGCCAAGCAGCUCGGCGAGGACUUUGUCAUGGAGCAGGCCAAGUUGAUCCUGGCUCCUUACAGCGUGAAGUGGCGCUCUGUUGAGUGGUUUGGCAACUAUCAGGUUGCCCAGCGCGUUGCUGCCCGCUUCUCAGACCCGGCCCGAAAAGCGUUUAUCGCCGGAGAUGCCAGCCACACUCACAGUCCCAAAGCUGCUCAAGGAAUGAACACGAGCGUCCACGACUCCUGGAAUCUCGGCUGGAAGCUCAACUUUGCCCUGCGAGGCCUUGCAAAGAAUGAUAUCCUGCUGGGAACCUACGAGCAGGAGCGCAAAAAGAUCGCACAUGACCUCAUCAACUUCGACUUCGAACACGCCAACGAGAUCGCUCGCGGCGAUGCCAAACGUUUAGCUGACAACUUCAAGACCAACACGCGAUUCAUCUCCGGCGCCGGAGUCGAGUACGGCGAGAAUGAAUUGAACCGCGGACAGUCAGGUGUAUUGAAGGGUGCCGCUAGACCUGGUUGUAACCUACCUCCCGCAAAGGCUACCCGAUAUAUCGACGCAUGUCCGGUUGAUGUUCAACUCGACAUUCCCAUACUUGGCCAAUUCCGAGUUUAUGCCUUUAUGAGCAACGUUUGCGAUACACCAGCAGCCAGGUUCCUUGCUGGUUUCAGCGACUCGGUGGCAUCGGAAUCUUCUCUGUUCACUCUCUUGUCAAAGGCGGCAGCUAAGUCGUACGAGAAGAAGCCGCGAGCUAGAAGAAAUGAUGAUAUCCAUGUGCGCCCUGAAAGAUACACUACAGUCAGUGAGAUUAGCACUUUUGCUCUCAUCACAUCUACGGACAAGAAUGAGUUUGAAAUAUCCUCUUUACCGGAAUUAUUUGCCCGAAGUGGCUGGACCAUCUACCUGGAUGACGUAGCACCUCUGGACACACAAGGUCGGACAUGCACAGACAAAUGGCUCGGUGGACUUGGAACAGACGAAGCUGCCAUCAUUAUUGUGAGACCCGAUGGAUACGUCGGUUCAAUUGGCCUAUGGAAGACAACAGAACCCACAGCAGGACAUUCAGCAGCCCAAUGGCUCGACGACUAUUUUAGUGGAUUCCUGCAAGUUACGGGGGCCUCAGUCUGA
Molecule: messenger RNA, 1923 nt
Organism: Colletotrichum truncatum
Lineage: Eukaryota; Fungi; Ascomycota; Sordariomycetes; Glomerellales; Glomerellaceae
Product: phenol 2-monooxygenase
Molecular function (GO): oxidoreductase activity; FAD binding
Source: RefSeq, a predicted model, not a curated record